AUGAAUGGGACAGCAGUGACACACGGCGGACCGUUAGUCUCGUCCAUUGAAUUCGUCCUUCUCCAUCCAUUCCUCCAAGGACAAAACAGCUUAAUUGCAGCGUUGAUCGUGCUAGUGGCCAGUGCCUUUUUCAUAUUGAAUGCGCAAGCACCGAAGAUCCCCAACCAUUCAAUCUACUUCAAGAAUAAUGCAGGUAAGAAACUCCAGCUGAUGGCUGGGGACACGAGAUUUCGCAGGUUCCUCAAUGGCAAAGAUAUGUCCAAAGAGGGUUCCGUCAAGUUCGGACAGGACCCAUUUAUGGUGAAGAAUGGAAGGAGGAUGGAGCUAGUUGUCUCAACCCCAGAGCAGGUUAGAGAUUUUCUUGCUAAAGAUGCAACGGACCAUAUGAAGCGGUCUGAUUGCAACUUGGGGGACUAUUUUGUACGGACAUUGGGUAGCUGUGUCGGUGUAAAGAGCGGAGAGAAGUGGAGGACUGCUCGGCACCAUCUGGAACCCCAUUUCUCCUUCCCCACGGCGGCAUCGAUGCUCUCAAAUUGUCGUGAGAUGAUUCUCAACUGGGCUCGAAACCUAGCCGAUGAUCCCAUGGUUACUUCAAAAACGAGAAAUGGUUUCGAUUUUGAUGCUGUUUCAGCUUGUCGUCAGCUUCCGUUCCGGCUGAUUGCAUUGGCACUGUACAAAGAUAUGCUCACUGAAGAUAUGUUUGAACAAUUAUGGGCAUUGAAUGCAUUGCAUGAAAAAGUCACAAAUAUCGCCUUCUUUAGCAAAUGGCCAACAAAGAGCUUUUACCGCUGGCUGCCAACAGAAGCAAACUCUCUGUUGAGUGAGUAUGAACGAGAAUGGGAAAAACUCAACCUCAAGACUAUCAUGGAGGCAAGAAAGACCGGGAAAUCUUGUCCUGCUGAAGUUAUGUAUCAAGGAGUGGAAGCUGGGGAGCUCACAUUGGACACAUAUAUGCAAUCAUUGGACGAAAUCCUUUUCACAAAUAUUGAUGUGACCUCGGCCAUGAUGGGCUACGCAUUGAUCAGCGUUGCGAAAAAUUUGGAGGUCCAAGAGUCCCUUCGUUCCGAGAUAUUGACUGUCGGCAAAAGUGCCGCAGAGAUUGCUGAGUAUACGCGAAAAGAAGAUACGAUACUUCACAAGACAUACUUGGAAGUACUCCGAAAUAACCCCCCAACAUGGUACUCCCUCCCCGAGCUUACGGCUAUAGAUAAGCGAAUUGGGGGCUAUCUAAUUCCCGCCGGAACCGCUGUUGUGUUAGAUCUUCAACGACUGAACAAAGAUUCACCCGUGUGGCAACCGGACGGUAGCGAAUUCCGUCCUGGACGCUGGGACUCGAUUUCACCAGUCGCAGCCCGGUACAGUCUCCACGGCUAUGGCAUGGGACCCCGGAAGUGUUUAGGCAAGAACUUUGCCAACAUAAUCAUUAAGCUUCUUCUAGUCACAACACUGGAAGAGUUCACGCUUAGCGCGGGAACCGACGAGACCAAGCUGAGAAAAGAUAGGUUCACUCGUACGCCAGAUGACGUGGUCUCAUUUCAGGUGCGAAGGAGUGGAUCUAAGUGA
Molecule: messenger RNA, 1563 nt
Organism: Coccidioides immitis RS
Lineage: Eukaryota; Fungi; Ascomycota; Eurotiomycetes; Onygenales; Onygenaceae
Exons: 8
Coding region: 1-1563 (520 amino acids)
Molecular function (GO): oxidoreductase activity, acting on paired donors, with incorporation or reduction of molecular oxygen; iron ion binding; heme binding
Source: RefSeq, a predicted model, not a curated record